Wallemia mellicola CBS 633.66 is the source of this 3287-nucleotide messenger RNA. Its product is annotated as homeobox-domain-containing protein. The transcript has 3 exons. Gene Ontology annotation, biological process: regulation of transcription by RNA polymerase II. The coding region runs from base 1503 to 2960 and encodes 485 amino acids. Gene Ontology annotation, molecular function: DNA-binding transcription factor activity, RNA polymerase II-specific; RNA polymerase II cis-regulatory region sequence-specific DNA binding. Gene Ontology annotation, cellular component: nucleus. NCBI's taxonomy places the organism in Eukaryota, Fungi, Basidiomycota, Wallemiomycetes, Wallemiales, Wallemiaceae. The record is from RefSeq and is a predicted model, not a curated record.
ACCGACAACCAACUUGAAAUAAAAAAUGGCUGAUAACGAAGAUCUCAUCGAUUACGAAGAAGAAGAAGUCGCACCACAACAGCAGCAGCAACAACAACCUACCGAACAAGCUGACGCGAAGGAUAAGAAGGGUUCUUACGUUGGUAUCCACUCAACUGGUUUCAGAGAUUUCUUAUUGAAGCCUGAGUUAUUACGUGCCAUUUCAGAUUUAGGUUUCGAACACCCUUCUGAAGUACAACAAGAGUGUAUUCCACAAGCUAUUUUGGGUAUGGACGUUGUCUGUCAAGCUAAGAGUGGUAUGGGUAAAACUGCAGUUUUCGUUUUAGCUUCUUUACAACAAGUUGAACCAGUAGAUGGUGAAGUUUCCGUUAUCGUUUUAUGUCACACUAGAGAAUUAGCCUACCAAAUUAAGAACGAAUACGGUAGAUUCUCAAAGUACGUACCAAACAUCAGAACCUCUGUUUUCUUCGGUGGUGUCCCAAUCACUACUGAUCAAGAAACCUUGAAGAACAAGGAGAAAUGUCCACACGUUAUCGUCGGUACUCCAGGUAGAAUAAAUGCUUUAGUUAGAGAUGGUAGUCUCAAGGGAUCUGCUAUCAAGCAUUUCGUUUUAGAUGAAUGUGACAAAAUGUUAGAACAAUUAGAUAUGAGAAGAGACGUACAAGAAAUUUUCAAGGUUACACCACACCACAAGCAAGUUAUGAUGUUUUCAGCUACUUUAUCAAAGGAAGUUAGACCAGUUUGCAAGAAAUUCAUGCAAUCACCUUUAGAAAUCUACGUUGACGAUGAAACCAAGUUAACAUUGCAUGGUUUACAACAACAUUAUGUUAAACUUUCGGAAUCAGCUAAAAACCGUAAAUUGAAUGAUCUCCUUGAUUCAUUGGAUUUCAACCAAGUUGUCAUUUUCGUAAAAUCGACACUUAGAGCUAAUGAAUUGGAUAAGCUCCUCAGAGAGUGUAAUUUCCCAUCCAUUUGUAUCCACUCCAGAAUGAGUCAAGAGGAGAGAAUAGCAAGAUACACCAAGUUCAAGCAAUUUGAGACAAGAAUCUUGGUUGCAACUGAUAUCUUUGGUAGAGGUAUUGAUGUAGAAAGAGUCAACAUUGUUAUCAACUAUGAUACGCCAACAGAUGCUGACUCAUACCUUCACAGAGUUGGUAGAGCAGGAAGAUUUGGUACGAAAGGAUUAGCGAUCACGUUCGUUUCACAAGAUGAAGAUGAUGAGGUCCUCAAGGCGAUUCAAUCUAGAUUUGAAGUUGCAAUCCCAGAGUUGCCUGAAACCUUGGAAGCAUCUACAUAUAUGACUUCAUAAGAAAGAAAAAAGAGUAAAAUGGGCUUUAACUUGUAAUAAUUUAAUGUUUUAUUGCUAAUAAGAAGAGUGUAGUGAGUAAAUAAACGAUAAUGAAUAAUUUUUAUUUUUUUAUUUUUUAUUUUUCAUAUUAUUCCUACUUCGUUCGAUCUACCUAUUCGCGGCGUUGAGUGCUCAACUGAGGAGCGAGUGCGGAAUGAUGAACUACAAACCAAUACAGCUGUUCCAUCCGAGCAGCUAUCAGAAUAACCAGACGACUAGCUUGGAUUUUGAUAGCCAGCCGCAGCAGCAGCAAUCGGCACAUUCGAACAAUCAGCUACAAUCACAAUUACUCCACUAUCAACCGUUCCAAGUGAAGCAUAGGAAGAGGACGUCGAAGCAUCAGUUUAAUGUACUCGAAGAAACCUACCAGUCAAACCCGAAACCAUCUGCCAUAAUUAGAAAGUCUCUAGCAGAGCAACUAGAAAUGACGCCUAGGGGCGUACAGAUAUGGUUUCAGAACCGCAGAGCAAAAGCUAAAGCACAGGCAAAGAAAGAGCUUGACAACCCCCAGCAAAAUUCACAAAACCAAUCUGAUAGUGAUUCCACACCCGCACCUACUCUCACACCCGCACCAACGAACAACGUAUUAUCCUUGGACUCUAACUUACCUAGCAACAACCACAGCCAGUCAAACUUACUCUAUCCAUCACCCCUUCCAAGUCCGGCUUCUGGUUCGUUAAUACCUCACUCGACUAGUCUAUCGCCUACGAGUCUAAUAAGUAAUCCUUUCUUUGAUACGCACUUCAAUUUGCAGAACACUACCAGAAGGGGUAGCGCACCUUUGACUCAUGCCCCAACAAACGGUUUAGGUUUAACAAUUCCCCAAUCUCAGUCAUUGGGGUACAACUUGUCUGCCCUAACAUCCGGUGGCAACAUUGGUCCCGUUAGAAGAGCUUCUUUACCGAAUUUCCAAACUAGACGCUCAAAUCAAUCUUUGCGUCAUUCUGCAUCUAGGUCAAAGCUAGCCACAUGUACAGAAGAAUCUUCCCCAUCUUCCGCUUAUCCUAUUUCACCAACUGAUCAAUCAUUGUCCACAGAUGGCCUAGUCAUACAUACCUCACAUGACAACAACAAUGGUAAUUUCACCCUCAACCAAUCAGACUCGUCGAGUCCAACUUCAACAAACCAUCAUCAACAAUCGCAGCACCCACAACAACAUCAAAUCCUACACUCCUCUUCUUCAAACUCUUUAUCCCAUGCCUUAGCAACUUCUGAUACUUUCUGGAGGGAAUCUAGUACCUACUUCGAUGAUAAUUCUGAUCCAGAUAGACGUCAAUCUAUUUUAUCAAGUAAUUUCGAUAAUAAUAGUCUAUUUGAUACAUGUAGGAGAGAUUCAGAAGUUUCAACAUCGGCCACAACAACAUACGGUGUUGGUCCAUACGAUAAUUUCUACUCAAGCUAUCCUGAUCCAAAUAGGAGGGAUAGUUGCGCAUCAGAUUUUAUACACACAUUUGAAGAGUUCGGCGUUGGCUCUUCUGUACCACCUUCAGCCGGAGCUGUUGGUCCAACUUCUCAUAGUCAUAACUUCUCAAAUGCUUCCGUUACCGAUUUCGUAGAUUAUACUCUAGAUCCUAAGGAAGCUAGCGAAGUGGAAAAUUACGUGCAUUGCUGAAAACAAAACCAAAAAAAGAGAAAAAAACACAGGAUCAUUCACAAGAAAAUAUGCGAUUACAAUAAAUUACACCUUACAAACACUACUGAGAAACAAUUUCGUCAAUUCUUACUUUUUGACAAGACUAUUUCUGGAUUUAUCUAUCUUCAACUUCUCUACACUAGCGCUUUUCACAUAAUUACGAAGCAUCAGGUUCUAGAGAUGCAAAGAAGCAUCAAUCAUUCUCCUCAAAAUCACCUUGUAUAUAAUCACCUAUCCUUCUUGUUUUAUAUUUCACCUAGUUUAACUAGUUUUGUUUCUUUUUGUUUUUUUAGUUUGUACAAUCAA